AUGGACGACAUCCACGGCUUCCUUAAAGAAAAUGUCCUUCCUGAGGAUGAUGCGGCUGCGGAACGGGUCGCACGACAGUCCAAGCGCUAUGCCAUGGUAGAUGGGGAUCUAUACCGGCGUGGCAAGGAUGGGGUCCUUCUCUGGUGCGUCUCUCAGGAGGAAGGCAGCGAGCUGCUCGCCGACAUCCACAAAGGCGAGUACGGGAGUCACUCAUCCUCCCGCACGAUGGUUGGGAAGGCCUACCGGCAAGGGUUUUACAGGUCAACAGCCCUCGAGGACGCUGCUGAACUGGCUCAACACUACAGGGCAUGUCAAUUCCACGCAAAGCAGAUCCACCAGCCAGCAUAG
Molecule: messenger RNA, 348 nt
Organism: Panicum hallii
Lineage: Eukaryota; Viridiplantae; Streptophyta; Magnoliopsida; Poales; Poaceae
Exons: 1
Coding region: 1-348 (115 amino acids)
Source: RefSeq, a predicted model, not a curated record